Emiliania huxleyi CCMP1516 is the source of this 939-nucleotide messenger RNA. RefSeq names its product mitochondrial carrier protein. Gene Ontology annotation, cellular component: mitochondrial inner membrane. NCBI's taxonomy places the organism in Eukaryota, Haptophyta, Isochrysidales, Noelaerhabdaceae. Gene Ontology annotation, biological process: mitochondrial phosphate ion transmembrane transport. The record is from RefSeq and is a predicted model, not a curated record. The coding region runs from base 1 to 939 and encodes 312 amino acids. Gene Ontology annotation, molecular function: phosphate transmembrane transporter activity. The transcript has a single exon.
AUGACGCGCUGCUCGAGCGCGACCACCGUCUUGGUGGUUAUCACUUCUCUCGCCUCUCCUUGCGCCGCGAGUGACUUUGAUUGGCGCUACUUUGCAGCCGGCGGCUUCAGUGCCGCUCUCUCGCAUGGCUACACCACCCCGCUGGACGUCGUCAAGACGCGCAUGCAGACGCACCCGCAGCUGGGCACGUCCGUCACGGCGGCGACCCGCAAGCUCGUCAAGGAGGAGGGCGUUGAGGUGCUGCUCAAGGGCCUGGCCCCCACCUGCGCCGGGUACGGCGUGGAGGGCGCUCUCAAGUUUGGUGUCUACGAAGUCCUCAAGCCUCUCUUUGCGCAGAUGAGCCCCAACAAGAUGCUCAACAUGCUGGCCGCGUCGGUGGUGGCGGGUGCGGUGGCCUCCGUGGUCCUCUGUCCAGCUGAGGAGGUGCGAAUCGUCCAGGUGUCCAACCCCGACUACUGCGACGGCGGUACGGUUGCGACGCUGCGCAAACUCGCACGGGAGAAGGGCGCGCUCGCGAGCUUCGAGGGGAUGCCGGCAAUGUGCGCGAAGCAGGUGCCGUACACGAUGGGCAAGCAGGUCUCCUUCGACGUCUGCUGCGCAUGUGUCCGCGGCCUCUUCGACUGGGGUUGCCACGUGAGCAAGGCAGAGAGCCUCCGGCCUGCGCUCGACCGGCUAGUCCCGUGCGUGGCCGCCCUGCCCGCCGCGGUGCUUGCGUGCUUGAUGAGCCACCCCGGCGACAUGGUGCUCACCGCCUACUACAACGGCGGCGGCGGCUCCGUCGUCGCGGCGGUGCGCAAGCUGGUGGCGGAGGGUGGCAUGCCGGCGCUCUUUCGCGGCCUGCGCGCGCGGCUGCUUCACGUCAUUUCGAUUAUCUGGGUCCAGCUCGUCGUGUACGACAAGGUGAAGCAGGUGCUCGGGCUGCCCGCGACGGGGCACUGA